Molecule: messenger RNA, 1539 nt
Organism: Diaporthe citri
Lineage: Eukaryota; Fungi; Ascomycota; Sordariomycetes; Diaporthales; Diaporthaceae
Exons: 3
Coding region: 1-1539 (512 amino acids)
Molecular function (GO): FAD binding
Source: RefSeq, a predicted model, not a curated record
AUGGCAACCUCAUCCUCAUCCGCCGACACCAACGGGGUCAAGGCCGCCCCCAGGGUGCCCGCGGGCCUGCCCAUCGUCUUCCGCGACUCGACGCCGCGGGAGGAAUUCCUCGAGUCGGCGUGGGGCCACGUCUUCAACCACCGGCGGGCGACCGGGGCCCGCGUCCCCCGGGCCGUGGUGCACGCCACCAAGGCCGCGCACGUCGCGCAGGCGGUGCAGGUCGCGCGGGACCUGGGCUGCCGGGUCUCGGUGCGGUCGGGGGGCCACUCGUGGGCCGGGUGGAGCGUGCGGGACGACGCCGUGUGCGUCGACCUGGGCGCGCUGCCGGGCGGGAAGCAUUCUUCCUCCUCGUCCUCGUCCUCCACAGCCACCGCGGGCGAGGUGGAGGGGCUCCAGUAUGACCCGCGCACCAGGAUCCUGAGCUGUCCGCCCAGCGCCACGGGGCGGGUUGCCAACGGGUUCCUCGCGACCAAGGGGAGGAUGUUUGCCGGUGGGCACUGUCCUGAUGUUGGGCUGGGCGGGUUCCUGCUGCAGGGCGGGAUGGGGUGGAAUUGUAAGAACUGGGGGUGGGCUUGUGAGAGUAUUGUUGGCAUUGAUGUCGUCACCGCGGAUGCGAGGGAGACUUACUGCAGCGAGAGUGAGAAUGCGGAUUUGUUCUGGGCUGCGAGGGGUAGCGGGCCUGGAUUCCCUGCGAUUGUGACGAGGUUCCAUCUCCUCACUCGGCCGCUGCCAGAGAUGCAUCAGAGCAUCUAUAUUUGGCCGAUAUCCGAGUACCGCAAGGUGUUGAAAUGGGUCAUUGAUAUGUGCGAAAUAGGCGACAACGACACCGAGAUGGUCGCAGUCGGGCAGCACAUCGACAGCCACCCGGACCCCGUGAUAAUCGCCAACUUCCUAACCUUCAAGCCGACCAAGGCCGAGGGCGAGGCCGCCCUCAAGCCAAUGCACGACGACCCAGGGCGGCCCCCGAACCCGCUCGUCGAGGACUUCGCCAAGCCCACGACGCUGCCGGAGCAGUACGCGCCGCAGGCGGUCGCCAACCCGGAGGGCCACCGCUACUGCUCCGAGAACGCGUACGUCAGCAACGACGCCGACGUCCCCGCCGUGCUGGAGCAGGCCUUCACGGCGCUGCCGCACCGCAAGGCGUUCGCGCUGUACUACAGCAUGUACCCCACGUCGCGACGACCUCGCUACCAGAAUUACGGGGCCAGCGACGCCGGCGACGCGGGCUCCAUGGCGCUGUCGAUGCACACGGACCACUACUUUGCUCUGUACACGGUGUGGGAGGACGAGAAGGACGACGAGAGGUGCGUCGGGUGGACGCACUCGGUCGCGCGCGAGGUCGAGCGCUCCGCGGACGGGAGCUACCUCGGCGACUCGGAUUUCCAGCACCGGAGGACCAAGUUCUGGAGGGGCGAGAACGCCAAGAGGCUGAUGGAGAUCAGGCGGAAGUGGGAUCCCGAGGGGAGGAUCUGUGGGUAUCUCGACGAGGGGGACAAGAGCGGCGUUGAUGGGCUGAAGAACGAGUUUGAGUGGAAGUAG